Molecule: messenger RNA, 2271 nt
Organism: Puccinia triticina
Lineage: Eukaryota; Fungi; Basidiomycota; Pucciniomycetes; Pucciniales; Pucciniaceae
Exons: 9
Coding region: 1-2271 (756 amino acids)
Biological process (GO): L-leucine biosynthetic process
Cellular component (GO): 3-isopropylmalate dehydratase complex
Molecular function (GO): 3-isopropylmalate dehydratase activity; 4 iron, 4 sulfur cluster binding
Source: RefSeq, a predicted model, not a curated record
AUGAGCACCCAACCUCGUACCCUGUUUGACAAGAUCUGGGACGCACAUGUCGUUAAUGCUAAGGACGACGGCUCGGCGUUGAUUUACAUCGAUCGGCAUAUUGUUCAUGAAGUCACAUCUCCCCAGGCCUUCGAGGGUCUCAGAAACGCCGGCCGGAGCGUCAGACGGACCGAUUGUACUCUAGCCACAUGCGACCACAACGUGCCCACUGAUGAUAGAAGUCAAGCUACCAGCGUGUCUACCUUCAUCAAAGAGUUUGAAUCCCGUACUCAGGUCAUGACCCUCGAAGAAAAUGUCAAGAUUUUCGGCCUGACUUACUUCGGUCUCAAGGAUAAGCGUCAAGGAAUUGUCCACGUCAUGGCCGCUGAACAAGGCUUCACUUUACCUGGUUCCACCGUGUGCUGUGGUGACUCUCAUACCUCGACCCAUGGAGCGUUUGGCGCGUAUGCCUUUGGAGUUGGCACCUCCGAAGUCGAGCACAUCCUGGCCACUCAAACCUUACCACAGCAGAAGAGUAAAAACAUGAAGGUCAAGGUUAACGGGACUCUGGCGCCAGGGGUCACCAGUAAGGAUGUCAUCCUCCACAUCAUCGGUACCAUCGGCACUUCUGGCGGCAAUGGGCACGUCAUUGAAUUCUGUGGCAAGGUCUUUGAGGACAUGUCGAUGGAGAACCGCAUGAGUGUUUGCAACAUGUCCAUCGAAGCUGGUGCCAGAGCAGGCUUAGUUGCGCCCGACGACAAGACGUUUGAAUAUUUGAUUGGAAAACCGCUCGCACCCAAAGGCGAGGAGCGCAACCGGGCGAUUGAAUGGUGGAAGUCCCUUGCAACUGACGAAGGAGCUCACUUCGAUAAGUCAGUUGAGAUCGAUGGAGGUGAUAUUGGACCAACAGUAUCUUGGGGUACGAGUCCACAAGAUGUGGUACCGAUCACCGGAAAAGUACCCGACCCUGCCCAGAUGUCGGAUGAAGCGGCCAAGAAGUCGGCUAUCCGAGCCUUGGAAUACAUGGGUCUUCAGCCCAACACCCCGAUGGAAGAGAUCAAAAUCGACAAGGUUUUCAUCGGCUCUUGCACCAACUCACGUAUAGAAGACUUACGACUUGCAGCAUCCAUCAUAGGACCCAGCCAACGCGUUGCCGAAGGUGUCUAUGCGAUGGUUGUCCCUGGUUCAGGCUUAGUGAAAUUGCAGGCUGAAGAGGAGGGUCUGGAUCGGAUCUUCAAGGACGCUGGGUUUGAUUGGCGAGAGGCUGGCUGCUCGAUGUGUCUCGGAAUGAACCCCGACCAACUCAAACCCGGCGAACGUUGUGCAUCUACCUCGAACCGCAACUUCGAGGGCCGUCAAGGCCCCGGUGGGCGGACUCAUCUGAUGAGCCCUGCGAUGGCUGCCGCCGCUGCUAUCCAUGGUCGGUUCACCGAUGUCAGAAAGAUCCAAACCACCACUCGACUACACGAGCCUAAACUAGUUCCGAAGAUGGAACCCAGUGACAAAGAUCAAACCUCCGAAUCUCAUCCAGUGGAUGACGCUCCUGCUCAAUCGGCUGGUGCUCCUACCCAAGCUGUUGGCAAACCAGCUGGCUUACCCAAGUUUGAGGUCUGGAAGGGUAUUGCUGCCGUUUUAGAAGCCAGCAAUGUCGAUACCGACAAAAUUAUCCCAGCCGUCUUCCUCAAGACUAUUAAGCGAACCGGAUUAGGACAAGCUCUAUUCCGUUCCCUGCGCUAUCGAGUCGUGGAUGGAAAUGAAGAAUCGAUACCUGACUUUGUUCUAAACCGAGAACCGUUUAACAACGCUAAGAUUCUGAUCGUUACUGGACCAAACUUUGGUUGUGGAAGCUCUCGAGAACACGCCCCUUGGGCGUUAUUGGACUUCGGGAUCAAAUGUGUCAUGACUACCAGCUUUGCCGAUAUCUUCUAUAACAACAUGUUUAAGAACGGAAUGUUGCCAUUAAUAUUACCACAGAAGGACGUGGACGAAUUAGCACGACUAGCGAGUGAGGGAAACGAUGUAGAGGUUGACUUAGUGAACCAACGGGUGAAUGCGACGUGCCAGAAGACGGGCUCGAAGGUCUCGAUUGUGUUUUCGAUCGACCCUUUCCGAAAGAAGUGUCUGGUCGAAGGUCUCGAUGACAUCCGUCUGACCGAGCUACUCGGCGAAAAGAUCAAGUCCUAUGAAGCUGUCCGUUCCCAGAAGUGGCCAUGGUUGGACGGAAUCGGCUUCGGCGGGAAAGUGCCCGUCCCCGUCGGCGGCUCUGGAGACAGCAAAACUCUUGAUUGGUAG